Molecule: messenger RNA, 1026 nt
Organism: Panicum virgatum (switchgrass)
Lineage: Eukaryota; Viridiplantae; Streptophyta; Magnoliopsida; Poales; Poaceae
Product: ubiquitin-conjugating enzyme E2 5A
Exons: 5
Coding region: 345-788 (147 amino acids)
Biological process (GO): protein polyubiquitination
Cellular component (GO): nucleus
Molecular function (GO): ubiquitin conjugating enzyme activity
Source: RefSeq, a predicted model, not a curated record
ACAUGAAAUGAACGGGGGUUAGUGGAUGGCAAUUGGCAUUUGAUUUGAUCCCGGCCGCUUUCACUGAUCAGCCAGCCAUGGCAUCGCAUCGCCAUUUGCCACUAAAGUAAGGAAGGCCCCAGGAAAGGGGCGAUGUGGUUUGAUGAAGCUGAAUAAACAAAGCCAGCACGCAAACCAGUAGCGUUCAGAGGACGCUCAUUUACAUAAAUACCCUCCGUCCUGGUUCCUUCCCCCAGCUCCAAACUCCAUUAUUGGUUGAUCCUUGAGAAGAGAGGAGGAAGAGAGGCAGAAGCAAAGGAGAGACAGCAGUUCUUCAGCUAGGCAGGAGGGCAAAGAGAGGGGAGAUGGCGUCGAAGAGGAUUCAGAAAGAGCUCAAGGAUCUGCAGAAGGACCCUCCCACCUCGUGCAGUGCAGGUCCUGUGGGUGAGGAUAUGUUCCACUGGCAGGCAACAAUAAUGGGUCCAUCUGAUAGCCCAUAUUCUGGUGGAGUUUUCCUAGUUACAAUCCAUUUCCCUCCUGAUUAUCCUUUCAAACCACCAAAGGUGGCUUUUCGCACCAAGGUGUUCCAUCCGAACAUUAACAGCAAUGGAAGCAUCUGCCUUGACAUCCUCAAGGACCAGUGGAGUCCCGCGCUCACUAUAUCCAAGGUGUUGCUGUCCAUCUGCUCCCUGCUGACGGAUCCAAACCCCGACGACCCUCUUGUCCCCGAGAUCGCGCACAUGUACAAGACGGACCGGCACAAGUACGAGAACACCGCGAGGACCUGGACCCAGAGGUACGCCAUGUAGAGGACUGGGUCACCAGAGCCGGCGCUGCUCCGCUUGUAUUGCGUCGCACUGUCGCUGGACCUGGGCGUGUCUCCUUUGCGUUCGAUCUUGUGCUGUAUGAUGAAUCAAAAUGGGUUUGCAGUGUGGUGCCGAAUGUUGUAUUGUGUCACUCCGAAGCAGUAAUUCUGAAUGUUUAGAAACGAAACUGGUGUUUGGAAGUGUUUUUCGUUGGAUCAUGUUGCCAAUCGCCAUGCGACAA